This is a messenger RNA of Rotaria socialis, 351 nucleotides long. NCBI's taxonomy places the organism in Eukaryota, Metazoa, Rotifera, Eurotatoria, Philodinida, Philodinidae. The record is from the annotation of a GenBank genome assembly.
AUGAAUCUCACACGAGAAGAAUUUCGAGUUAUGAUUUAUUGUGAUUACAAAAAAGAAUUGUCACAACAACAAUGCUUGGAAUCUUUACAAAAAACACUAGGUGACUCUUGUGUUUCACGUACAGCAGUUUACUUUUGGCAUGCUGAAUUUAGUCGUGGCAGAAAUCCCUUUGAAGAUGAACCUCCUGCUGGUCGACGAAGAAGUGUGGUCAGUCCAGGAAACAUCGAAGCUGUUCGUCAGCUGGUCAACGUCGAUCCACCUAUCACAUACCAAGAAAUACGAGACAUCUUGCGGAUUGGAUCAGCAGCAACUCAAUCUAUUCUCCAUGAUUAUCUUGGUUUAAAAAAAUGA